Molecule: messenger RNA, 2975 nt
Organism: Labrus mixtus (cuckoo wrasse)
Lineage: Eukaryota; Metazoa; Chordata; Actinopteri; Labriformes; Labridae
Gene: cat
Product: catalase
Exons: 14
Coding region: 55-1638 (527 amino acids)
Biological process (GO): response to hydrogen peroxide; hydrogen peroxide catabolic process
Cellular component (GO): mitochondrion; peroxisome; cytoplasm
Molecular function (GO): heme binding; catalase activity
Source: RefSeq, a predicted model, not a curated record
UGUUUGUUUCUUUUUUUUUGUCGCCUGAACAACUGGAAGUGCUAACCUGUCGAGAUGGCUGACAGCAGGGAUAAAGCUACCGACCAAAUGAAGCUGUGGAAGGAGAGCAGAGGCGUGCAGAGGCCGGACACACUGACCACAGGCGCGGGCCAUCCUAUCGGAGACAAGCUCAACGAGCAGACUGCAGGACCCAGGGGCCCUCUGCUGGUUCAGGAUGUGGUCUUCACAGAUGAGAUGGCCCACUUUGACCGAGAACGAAUCCCGGAGAGAGUGGUGCAUGCCAAAGGGGCGGGGGCGUUUGGCUACUUUGAGGUGACUCAUGACAUCAGUCGCUACACCAAGGCUAAAGUGUUUGAACAUGUUGGCAAGACAACACCUAUUGCAAUCCGCUUCUCCACUGUGGCUGGUGAGUCAGGAUCAGCAGACACGGUGCGAGACCCCCGAGGCUUCGCUGUCAAGUUUUACACUGAGGAGGGCAACUGGGACCUGACUGGCAACAACACCCCCAUUUUCUUCAUCAGGGACGCCCUGCUGUUCCCGUCCUUCAUCCACUCCCAGAAGCGCAAUCCUCAGACUCACAUGAAAGACCCCGACAUGGUGUGGGACUUCUGGAGCCUGAGGCCUGAGAGUCUGCAUCAGGUGACUUUCUUGUUCAGUGAUCGAGGUUUGCCUGAUGGCUACCGUCACAUGAAUGGCUACGGCUCUCACACCUUCAAACUGGUGAACGCUGAUGAAGAGGGCUUCUACUGCAAGUUCCACUUCAAGACUGAUCAAGGAAUAAAGAAUCUGCCAGUGGAGAAGGCAGACCGCCUGGCCUCAACCAACCCAGAUUAUGCCAUUGGAGACUUGUUCAACGCCAUUGCCAAUGGAAACUACCCAUCCUGGACUUUUCACAUCCAGGUCAUGACCUUUGAGGAGGCAGAGAAGUUCCAGUUUAACCCCUUCGAUCUUACCAAGGUUUGGUCUCACAAAGAGUACCCUCUGAUCCCUGUGGGCAAACUGGUGCUCAAUAGGAACCCAAUGAACUACUUUGCUGAGGUGGAGCAGCUCGCCUUCGAUCCCAGCAACAUGCCACCAGGCGUCGAGGCCAGCCCAGACAAGAUGCUGCAGGGCCGCCUCUUCUCCUACCCAGACACGCAUCGACACCGGCUGGGAGCUAACUACCUGCAGCUCCCUGUCAACUGUCCAUUCAGGACCCGUGUGACCAACUACCAGCGCGAUGGUCCAAUGUGCAUGUUUGACAACCAAGGUGGAGCCCCAAACUACUAUCCCAACAGCUUCAGUGCUCCUGACACCCAGCCUCGGUUUGUGGAGUCCAAGUUCAAGGUGUCUCCAGAUGUGAGCCGUUACAACAGUGCAGAUGAGGACAAUGUCACACAGGUUCGGACCUUCUACACCGAGGUGUUGAAUGAGGAGGAGCGGGAGAGGCUUUGCAGUAACAUGGCUGGUGCCCUGAAAGGAGCCCAGCUCUUCAUCCAAAAGCGCAUGGUUGAGAACUUGAAGGCUGUCCAUCCAGACUAUGGAAACCAGGUUCAGAAUCUUCUCAACAAGUUCAAUAAUGAGGCCCAGCAGAACACACCCGUGCAUGUCUACAGCCGUCCAGGAGUCUCGGCCGUCGCCGCAUCCUCCAAGAUGUGAUGCCUUAAAUUUCCAGAAGGGGCAGCACCCUCAUGUAUCGCAGAGCAACUGCACUUCUUGAUUAACAACUGCUACUAAGAGUAACAAGAUUGGACUAAACAAUUAGUAUAAUGACGAGACUGAAACACCGACUUGUAAUGUGAGGGUUGUGUUUUUUCGUUUUUUUUUCAUUCAGUCCGUCCAAACAGUUGAUUUUCCUCAAAGCUUUCAGUAUUCAGCAGAUUCUUUAUCUCUGUUAUUUGUCUUGAUUGAACACUAAUUUAAAAAACAGAUGAAGUUGUUUAGUUGUUAUUUUUUUUUACAGACUGAAACAAAGACCACUAUGGCAACUAAUGUUCACUAGAUCGAGUACAGCAUGCCGAAAUGGAGGGCUUGCCUUUGACCAAAUAUGGCCUCAAUGCUAAUGUUUGUUUGUUUUUAAAUAUUUGUGUGAUUGGAGUUUCAAGUUCAACCUCAGCUUCUUCCAUGUACCAGGAUGAGUGAUUGUUUCUUAGGUUAUGUUUGUAUGUUGGAUUGAUUCAUCUCUCUCCAAAAAAAAAUCCAAAUCAGCUAUUCUGUUAGUCUUCUUUUAACAUUCACAUGUGAUUCAACGUGUGACAUAUUCAGCAUUAAUCUCCGAUCAGGUUGUAAAAUACAUUGAUUUUUUUAUGUAGUGUUGGCUCAUGCCUUUGCAAGAAGCAGUAUUUUUUUUUUCACUGCCGGCAAUCAUAAGCGUUGGCUUGUUUUCCUCACGAUUGACUGAACCUCAAAAAUCAUUGCAUUCUUCAUGAGAAGAACUUUCAAACUGAAAUUAUUUUUCACUUUGAUCUGGGGGUGUUUGUGGGUGCAUGCAUAUCCUGUCAGUAAUGCCGUUCACAAAAAGAACACAAUUACUUUCACUUCAUCAAAAAGUCGGUAGUGCCUUUUUGUACUAAAUAUAAAUAAAUUAACCUGAAACUCAAAAAUCAUUGAUUAACUUCUCUUUAGUGGAAAAGAGAAACAUUGUUGAUUUAUAUCGUGGUCUAUCAGUUAACGUAGGGUUAAUGUGGCUAAGUAGCAUUAAAAAAACAGAGACUACGUCCUCAUCCGAAUCAAAAAACACGACCACUAAUUCCCUCCUAUUCUGGUUUUCUUUCAGACUGACUAGAAAUGUAGUUUAGGGCUUUCAUGUUUGUCCAUUCUAUGCAGAGAAAAAGACCCUCGACUAAAUGCACAGUUUAUUGUGUCACUGUGUAAUAUACACUGUAUGACCUGUUGUGUGUUUGCUAACUCUUCAAAGUGUAAAAAAAUAUAUUUUAUAUGAAUGUUUAAGAUCAGAUUUGUAUUUAGUGCCUGUAUUAAAUCGAAGCUUAACAGCA